AUUUGGGAAGGAGCUAUCCAGAGACAGAAAGAGAGAGAGCCUCUUUGCAAAAGGAAGACAAGAGAGAGCCAUCAGAACCACAGUUUCUUCUUUCAGCUCCACACACUGCUGCUGUGUUGUUGGGCUUUGUGUGUGUGUGUCUCUGUGUGUGUGCUGUUGUGUGGCAUCUUGCAAGAGAUGCUUGGGAGGCUGAUUUAGCAGAAGAAACCCCAGCAGACCCUAGCCACACUCCAAGCUUUGGGGCCAGAAAAGACUUUUUCGUUUCUUUUCCCUUCUCUCUGCACACUUGGCCCAACUUGCUGCUAAUUCAAGCUAGCAAAAUAAUAAUCAUCAUCAUAAUUUCACCCACGCCUUGCUUUCUCCCUCCUCCCUCCUCCAUAUCAGUUUUAAUUUAAUCCAGAGAGCCUCUGUGGUUUGCAGAUUCCCAGCCUCUUUCUCCCACAGCUGGGAGUUUGCUUCUCCAGCUGGGUCUACUACCAACUCUCUUGACUCUUCUCUCAGCCCAAGCCUUUGGCUCCUUUGCCAGCCUCUAUGCUCCUCUUCCUUCAAGGGCAGCCCUUCCCUGGCAGGCUGGCACCUGCUCCUUGCUCUCUCUUCCCUUGGAUGCUCUGCUGGAUGCUCCUUCCCAAUGCCUCCUGGGCACUGUCCAUCCCCAACAGUGACUCCCAGGAGGUGGUGCCAGUCUGGAUGGCAGCUCCUGUGAGCAGUAGCAGCAGCAGCAGCAGCAGAGAAGGGCAGGUCUCCUUCUCUCUGGCUGCCUUUGGGAGGGUGUUUGUGCUGCAUUUGGAGCCAGAUGCCAGCUUCUUAGCACCCGGGCUGAAGAUCCAGCACAUUGGAAGCAAUUUGCCCACCACUGAAUUUCUUGCUGAGGAAGAGGAUGCAAGGCUGCAGAGGAGAUGCUUCUACUCAGGGACUGUGAACACCCACCCAGAGUCCUUGGUGGCCGUCAGCUUGUGCCAGGGCAUCCAUGGCUCCUUCUUGGUGGAUGGGGACAAGUAUCUCAUCCAGCCCCAAGAUCAUGGGAGUGGAGAUCCUCUGCUGCAGGUCCACCAGCUUCAGAGGAGAGGCUGGGCAAAAGGAGCCCCAGAGGACAUUCCAGAAGGAGAAGCUCAGGCAGAACCUGACAGCACCAGUGCCAGAACCAAGCGCUUCACUUCGCAGGCUCGCUACGUAGAGACUUUGGUGGUGGCUGACACAUCAAUGCUCCAGUUCUAUGGGGAAGACCUGAUGAAUCAUAUCCUCACUUUAAUGUCUGUAGCUGCCCAGAUCUACAAACACCCCAGCCUGAAAAACUCUAUCAAUUUGGUGGUGGUGAAGGUGUUGCUGGUGGAAGAUGAGAAGGCUGGACCAGAAGUGUCAGACAACGGAGGGCUCAUGCUACGAAACUUCUGCAAUUGGCAACAGCAGUUCAAUCCUCCAAGCGAUGGUCACUCAGAACACUAUGACACAGCGAUCCUCUUGACAAGACAGGAUUUCUGUGGACAUCAGAGCUGCAGUACGCUUGGAAUGGCUGAGACAGGCACCAUGUGCGACCCCAACAAAAGCUGCUCUGUAAUAGAAGAUGAGGGUCUUCAGGCCGCCUACACUUUGGCCCAUGAACUAGGGCAUGUGCUCAGCAUGCCCCACGAUGACUCCAGGACCUGUGAGAGGCUGUUUGGAAAUUUAGGAAAGCAUCACAUGAUGGCUCCUCUCUUUGUCCACUUAAACAAAACUCUGCCUUGGUCCCCAUGCAGUGCCAUGUACAUCACAGAAUUUUUGGAUGGAGGACACGGUGACUGUCUGCUUGAUGAACCAGCUGAACCUAUUGCCCUCCCCACAGACCUCCCAGGUCAAGUGCCCUUGUAUAACCUGGAUCGCCAGUGCCAGCAGAUCUUUGGCAAAGAAUUCCAACACUGCCCAAAUGCCUCUCAGGAAGACAUCUGCUCCCAGCUCUGGUGCAAAUUGGAGUCAGGGGAACGCUUGUGCCACACCAAAAAUGGCAGCUUGCCUUGGGCAGAUGGGACACCUUGUGGAGCAGGGAAGAUGUGUUUGGAUGGCCAUUGUGUAUCACAAGACACAGUGAUGCCCCAGCCUGCAGUGGAUGGAAACUGGGGGCCCUGGAGCUCUUGGGGACCAUGUUCCAGGACAUGCGGUGGAGGAGUGCAUUUUUCCUACAGAGGCUGUGACAACCCUGUGCCUAUGAAUGGGGGCAAAUACUGUGAGGGUCAAAGAGUCCAAUAUGAGUCAUGCAACACUGAAGAAUGCCCACCUAAUGGCAAGAGUUUUCGAGAGCAACAGUGUGAAAAGUACAACAAAUACAACUACACAGAUAUGAACGGGAACCUGCUGGAAUGGGUUCCCAUGUACGCAGGUGUAUCCCCUCGAGAUCGCUGCAAGCUUGUCUGCCAGCCUAAGAAAAGGAAUGGAUUUAAAGUGUUUGAAACUAAAGUGACAGAUGGGACCCUCUGUGCUCCAGAUACUCUCUCUGUUUGUGUACACGGUCAAUGCAUCAAGGCUGGCUGUGACCACAUCAUUGGGUCACCCAAGAAAUUAGACAAGUGUGGGGUUUGUGGCGGCAAUGGUUCAACUUGCAGAAAAAUAUCUGGCUCGCUCAACAGAUCCAAGAUUGGGUAUAAUGACAUCGUCACAAUUCCUGCAGGAGCAACCAACAUUGAUGUCAAGCAACACAGCCGUCGAGCGGAGCGUGAUGGUAACUACUUAGCCCUGAGGACAUUGGAUGGUAAAUACCUCUUGAAUGGAAACCGCACUGUUUCAGCAUUGGAACAAGAUAUUUUCGUGAAAGGGACUGUCCUGAGGUACAGUGGCUCCCUUGCAACCCUAGAACGCCUCCAGAGUUACCAGCGACUCCCAGAAUCCAUUGUUGUCCAGCUGCUGACCGCUUCCAGUGAGCUGUUUCUCCCCAAGGUUUUCCCUUCUCCAAAGGUGAGAUACACAUUCUUUAUCCCCAAGGACAUCCAUUUCAGCAAGCAGAAGAGUAAAGAGAAGAACCUGGCCAAUGUCAUCAAGCCCAUGUUGACGUCACAGUGGGUGCUGGGAGACUGGUCUGAAUGCUCCAAAUCCUGUGGUUCCGGCUGGCAGAGACGAACAGUGGAAUGUCUGGAUGUCGAAGGGCAGACCUCCUUGACCUGUGACAAGGGCCUCAAGCCCGAGGACAUCAAGCCCUGCAAUGAUCUCCCAUGCCCCAUCUGGCAGAUGGGGCCUUGGUCCCCAUGUUCCCAGACAUGUGGCGAGGGAGUGCGGACACGAAGUGCCUUGUGCAUUGACUACAUGGGGAAACCCAUUGCCUCAGAGAAAUGCAGUUCACCACGUCCCCUACCAGCAACCAGUCCCUGCAUGUUCCAGGAGUGCUGAGGCAUAUCAAAGAGCUCGACACAUGACAGGCAUGUGUAACAUAGGCUAACUACUAACCCCAAAACCAGGCUUGGUAUGGCCAAGCAAGGAUGUAGGUUUUAAAGGCAGAUGUGCACUAAUUGGCCUGAACAGGCCCCCGCCAGAUAGAUCCAUUGAAAAGAUUAGGAGGCAUUGAAGACCAGCCACUCUCUCUUUCCCUCUUUCUUCUUCCUGAAAAAUGGCAUGGGUUAUUUGACAAAUCAGAUGACUUCUUAGAUGUUCUUUGGGGAAUUGACAGUUGCAAGCUAAUAUUUAACAUCUAGGAGAAAUAGAAAUGUCUGUUAGGUAUGAGUUGCAGGUAGAUCAACCAGUAGGAUCCAACUGCACUCCAAAAUACUUUGUCUUUCCCAGAGGGCCCAUUUCAAAUAUCUGGAGGGGUGUAACAAAGGCUAGUUUGAAUGGUGACUAGAUCAGAUUCAGCCAUCCUCCACAACACCUCUCCCUUCCCUACAUGUGUCCCAAGCUGCUUCCAAAGAUGGCCUGAAUCUCACCUAUACUUUCACUAAGCCUCUUCGUGGAUCUCAUCACAAAGUUAUCCUCUUAAGAAUCCAUUACUUUUUCAAGUGGAAAUAUGACUUUUAUUAAUAUGCAUCUCAAAACAGCAACAAUCUGUUGAGGGGCUAUAACCUUUAACUCCACAUUGGCGGUGCUAAUCGUGUCUCCUGGUCAGUGAGAUUUAUCGGGAACAACUGCCUUUCAAGCUCUUGCCUCAGUUUAAGCAGCCGCAGAAAAAAAAGGCAGGUGAUACAAACCUGUUUCACAGGUUUUUGUUGGGAGUGGGUGAAGGUUUACAUAAUGCAGAUAAACAUGAGAAGUUGCAUCUUGCUGUGACUUGUUAGCUCUUGUCUGCAAUUGACUGGUCCUCCACUGGGGCUUGAUCUAAGUUCCUUAUGAGACUAGACCAGGACUGGCACUCUUGCUAGAGGGAAUGGCAUUGGCAUGUUGCUGUUCAGUCCCCACUCUACAGCUGUUGUGGAUUCAAACUGAGAGAUGUGAUCUAGCCAUGCAGUGGGGAAAAGCUGGCACACAUGUAACCCUGAAAACGAAUGGAGGACAUACCACCUGUUAUCAUGUUUUGCAAUGCAGGAUGUGAUUGACUUCAUUUUCCCUCCCUUGAACUAUCUUUUAGGACAUGAACAUAGAUAUUUUCUAGUUCUUUCAUAGCUGCCCUUCCCAUUCCUAAUCUUUUUCUGAGUUCUUGACUGCAGUCUCCAUUCUGAUCCAUAUUUGAUCUUAGGAACGGGAACUCUUUUACUAUUGCA
This is a messenger RNA of Sceloporus undulatus (fence lizard), 4652 nucleotides long. It is a transcript of the gene ADAMTS8, whose product is annotated as ADAM metallopeptidase with thrombospondin type 1 motif 8. The transcript has 9 exons. Gene Ontology annotation, biological process: extracellular matrix organization; proteolysis. NCBI's taxonomy places the organism in Eukaryota, Metazoa, Chordata, Lepidosauria, Squamata, Phrynosomatidae. The record is from RefSeq and is a predicted model, not a curated record. The coding region runs from base 532 to 3351 and encodes 939 amino acids. Gene Ontology annotation, molecular function: metalloendopeptidase activity; zinc ion binding.